CUGGGCUACACCUACGCCCUCUCCGUGCGCCAGCGCAUGGCAUCUGCAAGGUGCUGGUCAGCCUGGUCUACGACUCCAACCUGUCGGUGGACGGACGGCAUGCGGCGGAUGAAGUGUGUGCGGAGAUCAUCGCACGAGGCGGCGAGGUGACGGCUGACUAUCGCUCAGUGAUGGAGGGCGAAGCCAUUGUGCAGCACUGCAUCGACACCUGCCGGCCGUGUGGACAUCCUUGUCAACUCAGCCGGGGCUCUCAUUGAAGGUACGUUCGUGGCCAGAUCGAUGACAUACACGUGCACCAAGCAGCGCCGGUCAUGCCUGCCUGUAUCAUUGAUGCGUCUGUCAGGUGGGAUCGCCGAGUGCUCCCUCGAGUCCAUCGACGCCGUCUACAACACUCACUUCAAAGGGGCGCUCCGCGUCUGCCGCGCCGCCUGGCCGGCCGCACAUGGUCAAUCAGAAGUUCGGCCGCAUCAUCAACAUCACCUCAGUGGCGGGUCCCUACGGCGACGCCACGCACGUCGGGUGCGUGGAUGGGCGGGGCGUGACGAACACAAACAGCACGUAUGUGUGUGUCUGUGUGGGAAGAAUGUGCAGGUAUGCGAGCAUGAAGAUGGGGCUGGUUGGGCUGACCAGAUAGAUCGCUGGCCGCCGACGGGAUGGACAAGGGCAUCACCGCCAACUGCGUCGCGCCACUGUGAGCUGACCACGUACACACAGAUCAUGCACACGGACCUCACUCUCGCCGUGUUCGUUUGGUUGGUUGUUUCAGUGCCGGCACACGGGUAGUGUUAAUAUCAGCACCCAGUGGGAGCUGGAGAGGCUCACCGUCUUGACGCCCGACUGGGUGGCGCCCGUGGUGGUUUAUCUGGUCAGUGACCCCCACACACAUCACACGCAUGCACACUGCACACAUAUGUCUGUCUGUCUGUCUGUCUCUGUCUGCCUGACUGCUUGUGGACGGACGCAUAUCAGUCAAUCAGGCGUCGGAGCACUGCCAGCUCACCGGCCGUUUCAACAAGACGGGCGGCAGCUGGGCGGCCGAGACCAGGUGGCAGAGGUCAGCCGGGCCGGAGGUGCCGGCCGCUAGCAGCCCUCCACCCCUCUGCUGCACCGCCGACAUGGACAAGCUCAUGUUGGGCGCGUGUGACUUCGACGACGCCGGCCGCCCUGCGCCUAUCACUGACAUGCUGGCCAGUACCGAAAAGAUACUGCAGAGGGCCGACAGGCUGAUGGCAAUAGCCAUGGCGGUGUCGACGGUCAAAGGCGGUUGGGCGGUUGGCACUGACCAGCGGCCAGUGGGCCGACGUAUAUAGUGUAUUGUGAAUGCACAUGAGAGUUCGAGGGUAAUUUGUAGAGGGGAGUUAGAGUGCCGCGCCCGGCGGGCGGUGACAAUUUGGCGGUGAGACUUGACUUCUUGUCGUGUUGGCAUGGUUGGAGUACUUUUCCCUUCGACCUGUGCUUGUGAGGGCGUGUACGUGGGUCAGACACUAUUGUUUAAUUGUGUAUAGGUAUGUAAAGAGACGCGCUCCUCACUGUUUGAUUCAUUGGCUGACUGGUUGGUUGACUGUCGCGCGUCAGCUGAUCACGACGAUGCGGUUCGAAUUCGCUCCAUUGAUUGUGCUCUUGUGUGUGACUCAUUCCGGCUCGGCCAUCAGCAUCAGACGGAGAAACAACGAUGACAAGGCAAGCAAACAGACAACUGCACGGGCCGUCCAUCGAUCAUUCAUCAUUGUGUGUCUGUCUGUGUCUGUGUGCAGGGUGAGCCGAUGGAGCGACUGGUUGAGGAGGGGAAGACCAAAUACUCAGAACAGCUGUUUGACGAGGCCAUUGCUCCACUGCUCAACCUGGCCAUCGACAAGCCUUCAGACACACACCACAAAGGUCAGUCAGACAGACAGACAGACGUGCAAUGCACACUUGCUGCUGCCGUGUGUGGUCGACCAGUGACGCUGCAUGUUGAGCACGAUGUCGCUAACGACGCCAGACGGGACACCAUCGCCGGCGAAGAAACCAUCCAGGAGUGAGACAUUAGGACACCACAUGUCCACAACAUGUGUGUCUUACAGCAUGUGUGUCUGUGUCUGUCAAGAUACUUCCGCAAUCGGCCGUCUGUGUCGUUUGACGGAGCUCCAGACAGAAAGUACACACUCAUCAUGGUCAGUCAGGAGAGGUGACGAGGCGCAUUUGUUUAUGUGUGGACAUGUGGGCAGAUGGACGUCGAUGACAUCCCUCCGAGCCUCAAAUGGUGCGUCACCGACAUCCCUCCAACAGGUUUGUCAGAAUCCCAGGACAUGCAGACACACAUCCAUGCACUGCUGCAUGGGCUCAGGCGUGGUCGCUGCCGGCGAUGAGCGUUUCCCAUACGAGCCGCCAACCACCAUCGGCCACACGUACGCCUUCCUCCUUUUCGAGCAGUCUCUCGACGCCAGAACGCCAGCCAAACCCUUCCCGACUCGGCUUCCCAUUCUGCCCGUACCAAACCCCGACGGCACAACAUUCGACGCGUCCCACUUCGCGGAAGACAACGACUUGUUGCUUGUCGAUUUCACCUUCGUCCGCAUCAAAGCUACACCCGACCUGAGCUUCCCGUGAGUGCAUCCAGUGCAGAUGGAUGGACAGACACCGAAACGAAUGUGCGCGUGAAUUGAGCUGAGAAGGUCUGUGUGCUUUCGGUUGGUGCGCAUUAUACGUAGCCACAGAUUUAUUCAGCGUCUGUGUCUGAUCGACAGCGACACGAACAUCCAUCCAUCCACUGACACAAACGCACGGCCGCACAGACGCACUCACCAAGCAGCUAGGACACCAAGAAAGAUCUAGAGCAUGAACGCACACGCACACACCACCCACAUACACUCACCCACACGCACAUCAUGCACGGCCUAAAUGCACAAACCACACACACACACACACACACUCAC
Molecule: messenger RNA, 2915 nt
Organism: Vitrella brassicaformis
Lineage: Eukaryota; Vitrellaceae
Source: the annotation of a GenBank genome assembly